CUUUACAAAAUAUAUAAAAAGCAAAGAAGUUUUGCUAAACAACUUGGAACUUGGAAGUCAUGAAGUUCUCUUUUGCAUUCAUCCUUGUACCUCUCUUUCUUCUGAUUCAAACUUAUCAGUUCUCUUCAGCUAGCCAAGAUCUUCUUCUUGCAUCAGCAGUGCGUGCAAAUAAACUUGCACCAGCACUGUAUGUAUUUGGUGAUUCUUUGGUCGACAGUGGAAACAAUAAUUAUCUUAAAACACUAGCAAAAGUUAAUUAUACACCAUAUGGAAUCGAUUUUCCGAAUGGAGCUUCUGGCAGGUUCACCAACGGCUACACUACCGUAGACUAUUUGGCUGCAUGGCUUGGAUUACCGUUCGUACCCCCGUUUUUAGGUUUGUCAAAAGUACAAAAGGGUAAAAUAACAACAGGUAUAAACUAUGCAUCCGGAGCCGCUGGCAUUCUUCCAGAAUCAGGAACUGCAACGGGGGACAACUUGAGUUUGGAAGAACAAGUCAAUUACUUCAAACAAACAGUACAAAUUGACUUACUUAAAUCCUUGAAAACUCGAAGUAAGAUAUCUACAUACAUGGCCACGUCGAUAUUUGUUGUUGUAAUAGGUAACAACGAUUACAUCAACAAUUAUUUGCAACCAACAAGAUACAAUAGCAGCAAAUUAUAUACACCUCAACAAUAUGCUGCACUCUUGGUAUCAACUCUCAAACAACAUCUAACGAGUGUAUACAACUUAGGUGCAAGGAAAUUUGUAGUUUUCGAAUUGGGUCCAAUUGGGUGCUUACCAUCAAUAGUUAAUAGUAUUACUCCGAAGCCAGUCACUCCAUGUGUAGAAGGUGUUAAUAGUCUGAUUCAAAUUUUCAAUUUGGGAAUUACAAAUAUGAUUCAAGAACUGACAUCCACCUUGAAAGGCUCCACUUUUGUUCACGGUGAUAUCUUCGAAAAAGUCUACCAACAAGACAUAAAUCCUCUAAAAUAUGGCUUUACCGGAGGAAAUACGCCAUGUUGUUCAAUUUCAAAUGCCAGUUCACUUUGUCUUCCGAAUCAGACACCAUGCAAGAACAGGAAUGUGUAUCUCCAUUGGGAUGGGUAUCAUCCAACUCAGAGAGUUAACUAUGAAAUUGCCAAUGGAUGUUUCAGAGGCUUAUCGACUUGUUUUCCAAUUAACGUUCACAAAUUAGCGUGUCUUUAAUAGUUUAUUUUCAAUUUUCUUUCAAAGUAGUUUUGUGGAGGAAAACAACUCUCCUUUCUCAAGUAUUUUUCAUUUUCAGUUAAUUUUGUUGCGAACAAGGAUCAAUUUUAUGUAAAACUUAAAUGGGAUUUUAAUAGCCCAUAAACAUGAAACCUGUUUUGAGGCAUACUGAUUUUUUUUAAGGCA
This is a messenger RNA of Papaver somniferum (opium poppy), 1373 nucleotides long. RefSeq names its product GDSL esterase/lipase 7-like. The transcript has 4 exons. NCBI's taxonomy places the organism in Eukaryota, Viridiplantae, Streptophyta, Magnoliopsida, Ranunculales, Papaveraceae. The coding region runs from base 60 to 1187 and encodes 375 amino acids. The record is from RefSeq and is a predicted model, not a curated record. Gene Ontology annotation, molecular function: hydrolase activity, acting on ester bonds.